Fusarium proliferatum ET1 is the source of this 1548-nucleotide messenger RNA. RefSeq lists its product as uncharacterized. The transcript is spliced from 6 exons. Gene Ontology annotation, molecular function: DNA-binding transcription factor activity, RNA polymerase II-specific; zinc ion binding. The record is from RefSeq and is a predicted model, not a curated record. Bases 1 to 1548 code for a protein of 515 amino acids. Gene Ontology annotation, biological process: regulation of DNA-templated transcription. Lineage: Eukaryota; Fungi; Ascomycota; Sordariomycetes; Hypocreales; Nectriaceae.
AUGACUCGUGUAAAACCAGGACAAAGACAGCGUGCUAGAGCGCCGAAAACGAGUGCGCAUAAGGAGACUAACGAACUGCAGGAGGUCAAAUGUGACGAAGCUCGUCCAGCCUGUACGAGAUGUACAUCUACUGGUCGGAAAUGUGAUGGUUAUCAGACCAACACACCUAGCCCCCCAGCUGCCUCAUCCCCGUCGGCUGUGUCCUCCCCAACCUCUGUCAUCUCCACAUAUAGCACUCAACCAGAGGCACGAUCAUUCCAGUUCUUCAUCGAAAAAACCCUGGUAAACUUCCAGACCUUUUUCGAAGAUGAUCUUUGGAAUAGAAGAGUUCUCCAAGUAGCUCAGUCCACAGACUGUAUAAGACAUGCUAUCGUCGCCUUGGCCUAUUAUCAUGAGCUCUAUCUUACUCAUGAACAGUGGCGGAGUCUUGAGUCUGUUUCGGCACUGAAACACUACAAUCUUGCUAUCAAGGAACUUCUCAACCCAUCACCUAACACUUCAUCACAAGGCCAUAUCCUUGUUCUAUCAUGUUUGAUUUUCAUCUGCAUUGAGCUUCUUCAUGGAAAGACUGACUCAGCCAUUGGUCUAUUCCGCUAUGGCUGUGCCAUGAUCCAGCAAUUCAGAAGAACUUUCUCAGCCAACAGAAGCCACGGCUCCCAUGCCAAGUCUGACGUCGAAGCGACCUUCAGUCUUGCUGAUGCCUGCUUCAGACGCAUUGCGGUGCAACUUCUUAUGCUCAUGGGGGACGUUGAUGUAGGUAUUUGGCCAUCAUAUCAUGAGACCUUCAGCAAUGCACUUCCGCCUCCUGAAACAUCAUUUUCAUCCCUUUCUGACGCAAGAGAAGCCAUCCUGGAGCUCCUUGUUGAACAAGCCAGUCCUGGUCUGAAGGGAAAGCCAAUCUACGAAACAGUCUCACACGCUACAAAGGUCGAGCAGUGGGGCCAGUCGUUUGAUAAUCUCUUGACUGAGCUUAAGAACAGUGGCAAAAAUUUGAGUAUUAGUGAACAACGAGCAAUCGCCCUGCUGCAGCUUCAUCGAAAGUACCUGGAGAUUAAUGUUGCAAAGUACCUGCACGGUCAAGGCAACCCUUGCUUUUGGGAUCGUUUCACCACUGAAUUUGACGAAAUCGUCAACUGCGCGGCCACAGCUGCCGGACUUGACAAGAACUACACUCAAAGAAACUGGGUUAAAGACUCUCCCUCGGAGGCAUAUUUCCACGUCGACCUCGGGUACACAUCAGUUCUAGUUUCAGUCAUAGCACGAUGUCGCGAUCCAACCGUUCGAAGAAGAGCUAUCGCAGUCAUGCUAGCAGAACGUGUACAAGAAGGAGUGUUUAAUGGAACCCAGUCAGCCAGAGUAGGGGCCAGAGUGAUGGAACUUGAAGAGGCCAGGAGUGGAAGAGAGGUAAGAUGUAGCAGCGAUAUACCCGAGGACGCUCGAGUAAGAACUAUUCGUGUGCAUUUGCUAGGGCCUGAAAAUAAGAAGGUGAAGAUGGUGUAUGGGUUUGACCAGGGAUAUUGGGAGGAGGUUAGAGAGAUGGCUGAAUAG